This is a messenger RNA of Closterium sp. NIES-65, 2385 nucleotides long. Lineage: Eukaryota; Viridiplantae; Streptophyta; Zygnematophyceae; Desmidiales; Closteriaceae. The record is from the annotation of a GenBank genome assembly.
AUGCGACCCGUCUAUUGCGCAGACCAACCUAAAGGCCUUGCGUCCAUAGAUUCUCUCCGCUUCGUACGCCUCGCCCGCCGCGUCUCUCCUCGCGGGGGUCCACUCCGCGCCUCCACGCCAUGGGCCCUCCUCGCCUCCACUGCGCUGCCGUCGCCUUCAUUGCCGCCUGCUGCUACGUCUGCUUCUCCCCCGCUGCUGCGCAAGCAGGCGCAUCUAGCGGCGGUGAAACCGGCGCGGGACAUGGGGAGCAAGGCCUGGCGUGGCACGAGCAUCAGCGGAGCGCCGUCGCGCAUCGCUCUCGCCCUGCACGCCGCGCCAGCUCCCAUACCGUCGCGUCUCCGCCGUCUCCUCCUCUUUUCCCCCCUGCCUCUGCCACACCCCUCCCCAUUCUCUUCCUCCACUGCCCUGUUCGCCCCAUCUUCCCCCGUUUUUCCCACUCCCCGCCCCGCUAUCUUUCCCCUCUCCUCCCAUCCAUCCCGCGAGCAGGCGUGGGAGGCGGCGUACGAGUUGACGCCGGGUUCCUUCCUGCCGCCCCUCUCCGUCGCCCUGCCGCCCGGCGUGCCGCCCGCGCCGCACCUGGAGGACUGCACGGCGGGCACGGCGGCCAGGGCGCGCGCAGAGGCGCGGGGGGAGGGGGGUGAGGCACCCCCCUGGACCGCGCCCUCCCAGUGCUGCGGUUGCUCCCCCCAACCGCCCUGGGUACGAGGUGACGACGCGUCCAAUCUCCCGCUGACACGUGUCGCUCAAACGCACAUCUGGCAGCACCAGUUCCCCCCUUCAUGCGACCACCGCCGCCUGCUGCUUGCUGACUGGCUUCAUCUGAAUGCUGACGUGGCAGCAGGCAGGGCAGGGGAGGCGGACGGGGGAGGCGGCAUGGGGGACAUGGAGGGGCUGGCAAGGGAGGUGCAUGUGGUGGGGGGCCUGCUGGCGCUGGCAGUGCUGCUCAACCGCACGCUUGUUGUCACACCGGGCUCCUUCCCCCAUGCCAACUACUCCGCUUGCUCCGCCACACCAGAGUCGCUGGCCUGUUUCUUCGCCCCCCUCGCUGGGCCUCUCUGCGAGCAGGCAGCAGCACACGCCGUGGCCGCCCACUCGCCCGUGCGCGCCCUCGCAUGCGCCUCCAGUCCCGCCGCCAAAGAGGCCGCUCAGGGCGCCUCCCAGGGAUUGGAUGAGCUGGAAGCCCUGCUGACGUCAGCAGAUCCGGUGGUGCGUGUCUGCACUGGGGCGUUGAGCCGGCACCAACUGCUGCUGCUGGCCAACGAAUCACGCGUCGCCACGCAGUGGGGUGCAGCUGUGAGUGCGGCAUCCCAGUCGGUGGAGGUAGCAGGGGUGGUGCCGCCACACGACAAACACAGGGAGCAGGUAGGCCAUGGCCGUGCGUGCACCCAUCAAGGCUUACAUGCUGUCAGCUCUCGCAUUGCUCUCAAUCAAGAGGUAUGGAUCAACCCCCUCAUUCCCUCAUCCCUUUCCCGCCCAUUCCGGUUAUCCUCCCUUCAGUUGCACUGGUGGCGAUCCCAGGCCGUCCGAUUCCUCUUCCGCUGGCCAUCUGCCCACCUCUGCCACGUCACCAACCUAAUCCGCCACAUCAGCUACGGCCGUUACAUUGCUGCUCAGAUGCACUCUGCCGCCCAGCAGCAGGCUGCCAUCAUCCGCUCUCUCUCUGCUGGCCCGUCCGAGGCCGACAAGAGUGUUGGAAUCGAUACGGCUGCCGAAGCCAAAUUCCUAGCCUCGGUAGACAUCAGGGCCGGGCCAAGCCUGGAGGGUCGGUUGUGGCCAGCAUUAGGGUUUGAAGGAUGUGUGAAGGUGAAGGAGGGAACGUGGGGAGGGAGUGUGAUUAUAGACGAGGUGAAUGAGGGAGUGGGGAGGGAGGCGUACAUCAUGCGGCCAAUAGUGAGUGUGCAUGUGAGUGUGGGCACAGGUGGGGCAGCCGCAGGAGCAGCAGGGGAGGCGGUGGCUGCAGCAGGCAGCAGUGGCGGUGCAACCACCAACACUACGCUGCCAGCAGCAUCACCCCAGCGACCAGACAUCCCCGCGCUCAUGUUCUUGGCCCAUCGUCUGAGGCGCUAUGUGCCACACUUGCGCCACGUGUGGUUGACGGCCUCUGUGCCUGAUGUGAGCAAUGAGCUCUCGGAACACCGUGACUGGACGUUCCACAGUGCUGGAGGGAGUAUGGAUGCACAUGAUGGGCAAUCAUGGCCUUCUGGUUUGGAAGGCAGCCUGGGCACUGCAAUGGGUGCCACAGCUAGUAUGCUAUCUCAGCUCCUCAUUGCCUCUGAAAGUGAUUAUUUUGUUGGUGCUCUUAGCUCUUCCAGUGCGAAGUUGCUGAACGAGUUUAGAUGCACUAAUGGGAGGCUGCUGUCUGGAUUCAUUUCCCUGGACCAAUAA